Molecule: messenger RNA, 2150 nt
Organism: Megalobrama amblycephala (Wuchang bream)
Lineage: Eukaryota; Metazoa; Chordata; Actinopteri; Cypriniformes; Xenocyprididae
Exons: 10
Coding region: 89-2047 (652 amino acids)
Biological process (GO): immune response
Cellular component (GO): external side of plasma membrane
Source: RefSeq, a predicted model, not a curated record
UUUCAGGAGAUGUGCUUUUUGCUUAAACACAUUUCAAAGAGGCUAGAUUUCCUAUAACCAUGAAAUAGUAUACAUAAGGCUUUCAGUCAUGUGCACGAGUGUCACGAUGAAGAUCUUCACUCUGCUUUGUGUUUUUCUUCUUUAUGGGACUUUGCCUUCAAUUCAAGCAGAGAAACACUCGCUGUAUUACAUUUACACAGCCUUGUCUAAACCUGUGGAUCUGCCGGGCAUCUAUGAAUUCACUGCUAUGGGUCUGCUGGACGACACACAGAUCGACUAUUACAAUAGUAAAGAAAAGAGAAAGAUUCCCAAACAACAGUGGAUGAAAGAGAAACUGAAGGAGGAUUACUGGGAAAAAGGCUCUCAGUCCAGAAAGAGUAAAGAACAGUGGUUUAAUGUGAACGUCCACAUUAUCAUGGACCGCAUGAGACACGAUAAUUCAGAUCUUCAUGUUCUUCAGUGGAGACACGGUUGUGAAGUUGAGCAGGAGGGAGAUGAAGUGAAGUUUCUGAAAGGCAUUUCUGAGUACGGCUAUGAUGGAGAAAACUUCUUGUCUUUUGAUAUUAAAGAGGCUCAAUGGGUCACCUUUAUUGACGCAGCUAUACCAACCAAGAGAAAAUGGGACAAUGUGCCGAUCCUAAACCAAUUCACCAAAGGAUACCUGGAGAAAGAGUGUGUGGACUGGCUCAACAAAUUCAGAGAAUUUGGAGAUGAGAAGCUCAGAAACGGCUCUUCUCCAGAUGUCCAUGUGUUUGAACAGAAGAAUACCAAUGAUGAAACCAAGCUGAAACUCACCUGUCUGGCCACUGGCUUCUACCCCAAAGACGUGAUGGUGACUAUUAGGAAAUAUAACACAUCUCUGCCUGAAGAUGAGAUUGAAUCCACAGGAAUCAGACCAAACCAUGAUGGAUCCUUCCAGAUGAGGAAGAGUGUGGAGAUCAAGGGGAAGGAAAAAGAUGAAUAUGAUUGUUUUGUGUCCCACAAGAGCAUCAAAGAACCAAUAAUCGUCACACUGGCUGCUGAAUCACCGAAUGCAACUAAUCCUGAAGAACCGCAAGAAUCUGAUGAGAAACACUCGCUGUAUUACAUUUACACAGCCUUGUCUAAACCUGUGGAUCUGCCGGGCAUCUAUGAAUUCAGUGCUAUGGGUCUGCUGGACGACACACAGAUCGACUAUUACAAUAGUAAAGAAAAGAGAAAGAUUCCCAAACAACAGUGGAUGAAAGAGAAAAUGCAGGAGGAUUACUGGGAAAAAGGCACUCAGUCCAGAAAGAGUAAAGAACAGUGGUUUAAUGUGAACAUCCAUAUUCUGAUGAGCCGCAUGAGACACAAUGAAUCAGAUCUUCAUGUUCUUCAGUGGAGACACGGUUGUGAAGUUGAGCAGGAGGGAGAUGAAGUGAAGUUUCUCAAAGGCAUUGAUGAGUACGGCUAUGAUGGAGAAAACUUCUUGUCUUUUGAUGAUAAAGAGUCUCAAUGGGCCGCCUUUAUUGAUGAAGCUCUACCAACCAUGAGAAAAUGGGACAAUAUCCCGAUCCUAAACCAAUACACCAAAGGAUACCUGGAGAAAGAGUGUGUGGACUGGCUCAAAAAAUUCAGAGAAUAUGGAGACGAGAAGCUCAGAAACGGCUCUUCUCCAGAUGUCCAUGUGUUUGAACAGAAGAAUACCAAUGACAAAAGCAAGCUGAAACUCACCUGUCUGGCCACUGGCUUCUACCCUAAAGAUGUGAUCUUGACCAUUAGGAAAAAUCACACAUCUCUGCCUGAAGAUGAGAUCGAAUCCACAGGAAUCAGACCAAACCAUGAUGGAUCCUUCCAGAUGAGGAAGAGUGUGGAGAUCAAGGGGAAGGAAAAAGAUGAAUAUGAUUGUUUUGUGUCCCACAAGAGCAUCAAAGAACCAAUUAUCAUCAAACUGGCUGCUGAAUCACAGAAUGCAACUAAUCCUGAAGAACCUGGUGGACAAGACAGUUCUGGAGAAUCACCAGACAUCAGGGCGACUGUUUUCAUAUUUUAUCUCUCUCUCAUAUUUCACUUAAUCUGGAUAUUUUGAAGCACUUUGCUUGAGAAACCGACAUUUUAGACUAAGUAAAAAAAAAAUAAAGAUCUUUUAAUUUGAAAAGAGCUGAUUUUCCAGACUCAAAUUGAAUGUUAUC